This is a messenger RNA of Rhododendron vialii, 1625 nucleotides long. RefSeq names its product interactor of constitutive active ROPs 4-like. Lineage: Eukaryota; Viridiplantae; Streptophyta; Magnoliopsida; Ericales; Ericaceae. The transcript has 3 exons. The record is from RefSeq and is a predicted model, not a curated record. The coding region runs from base 312 to 1427 and encodes 371 amino acids.
CUUCCGGCUCUUCCCUCUCACUCUCCCCCACGGUCCCACCUACGCUUUAAUUCAAACUCUCUCUCUGUUUUAUAUAUAGACACACGGAUACACUCCAGAUCUGUAGAUUCUGCUCAGCCAAAGUUAGCCUUUUUCUUUCAUCACCAACAUACCCAGGAUGCAUUUCCAAAAAGGGUAUCUUCAGAUGGAAUUUUUCCUCACAGAGAUUGGUGUAUAAAGCAGGAAUUCAGGCAAGAUUUCACGGUGAAUGCUUCUGACUAGUUAGCCGUAUAAUUGCUCUUAUUCAAUCAAUCGCCUUUUGAGCUGUUCAAAUGUCAAGAUCAAGGGGAUCAGAAAUGCCUCAAAAGCCAUCUCCCAGAGCCCCACAACUCAGGACAUCUAGCUCCAACUCUGAUCCACUGCAUAAUCGACCAAAUACCGACAGGAGGAGCCCCAAGCUAGGAGAUCGUCAGUCACCAAAAAGCGCCCUGUCUGUUUCCGUGAAUCAAAAGAGAUUUGGUACUCGUGUUUCAAAUCUAGAAUCUCAACUUGGGCAAGCUCAAGAAGAGCUCAAGGUUUUGAAGAAGCAGUUAGCCUCUGCAGAGCUGGAAAAAAAUGCAGCUCAAGAGAAAUUGGGAAACAAAACUAAGAAACCAAGUAAACCAAGUGCUAAAGAUCCGGUGAAAGUCCAAAAGAAGAGAACCCCAGAUGAGAUUCCCGAUGAGAAUCGCUGUGAAACUGAUGUUUUUGAAGUUCCUAUGGAGAAAAUGAGAGUGGAGCCCAAGGUUGAAUUGAAUCAAUUGCAUGACCAACAAGAUGUGGGAAGUAAACCAAUUAGCAUAUCAACGGAACCACCACUAGACACACAAAUGCCGACAUCUGAUGAGUUGGCUUCGAAGAAUGAUGAGAUAACUUUGUUGAAAUCUAAGUGGGAAGAGAAAGAGAAGGAACUAGAAGUGUUUCGUGAAGAAAAUGAGAACCUAAAAAGUCAGCUGAGUGAAACAGCUUCAGAGAGGUCAAUGAUUCGAGCCAAGGAAGAGGAAAUAAGUUCAAGUUUGAUCCAGUUGGGAAUACAGCUAGAAGAAAGCAGAGAUAAGGAAGUUGAGUUGAGGAAGAAGUUGGAAGCUGAGAAAGUGGCGAAGGAAGAAUUGCAAAGUGAAAUGACGAAACUAAGAGUGCAAACGGAGCAGUGGAGGAAAGCGGCAGAUGCUGCAGCCGCAGUGCUUGCUGAUGGUGUGGAUAUGAAUGGCAGAAGGAUCUCUGAGAGGUCUGGGUCAAUGGAUAAGCACUUUGGGAGCAUAUACGAGCCGUCGGUUGCAGGGUACACAGGCUUUGUUGGUUCACCUGGUUUAGGGGAAGAUUUAGAAGAUGAUUUUGGAAAUGGGAAGAGGAAGGGCUCUGGUAUUAAAAUGUUUGGGGACCUGUGGAAAAAGAAGGGCCAGAAAUGAAAGUCUCUCCCUGUUAAUCUGACCCUUGAAAACUUCUUUUGCUGUUGUUAUGUUGUACUCCUAUUUGGCUGAGCAAAUGGUUGCAUUGCUUUUUGUUAAUAUCGUUCGAUCGUAUGGCGCUCGCGUCAAGAACGUAAACUAUUACAUCUGAGGCUCUUUAUGUUGUUUUCGCUUAUUUUCACAUAGAUCUUUUGUGAA